AUGGGUCAAUUCUAUUUGUCUUUUUUAGCGUUUUUAGUGUUCGUUUUGCCUUUGGCGAAAUGUACAGAUUUGGGAAAAGAUGGUUUUAAUUUCUAUAAAGAUUACCUACGGGCCCGUUCGGAGGAUAAUUUAGACGAUGCGCCAUUACCAGAACGAAUGCUAUAUUUUUAUCGAACACCGGUUCAGCUGAGUUCCGGUGUCAUACCGUUUACGGACCAAGAAUACAGAAAGCGGACAGGAAAUGUAUUUAAAAAUCAUAUGCUCAACAAAGAGUUAUGGAUUGGUGAGAUGCCGAAAAAGCGUACAUCGAAGACUGCAUUAUCGUUAAUGUUACAUACCAAGCACCCGUAUCACAUGUCAAACAAUAUUUCCGAAGAAGAAAUUUAUGUAUCUGCCCCACAAUAU
Messenger RNA from Iphiclides podalirius (scarce swallowtail), 405 nucleotides. The record is from the annotation of a GenBank genome assembly. NCBI's taxonomy places the organism in Eukaryota, Metazoa, Arthropoda, Insecta, Lepidoptera, Papilionidae.